GGGUUUUCGCAUUUUUGUACUCACUCGUUAGGAGCACCACCAGCAUCCCUGCCACGCAUGGAGGUAGGACUAGCACGCCCUAAACAAAGGCCACCCUUUUCUGCCACCACUACCCCAAACCCUCUAGAGCAGCUGGCUUCGACUGCCUCCGUUGACAACCCAGCAAUCCCAGGAUAUCAAUCUUGUUGGGAUGAGUUCUCCAUUGAUGGUUCAUCCAGCAUUCAAUCCAGAGACACCUUGCAGUCAAUUGUGAAUAGCUCAUCCCACUGCCAGUAUUCUCCUCACGGGAGUCUGCUUUCACUUGACCAGAACAAGUUGCUCCAACACAUUGAGUCAUCAUGCUUUGAUCCUCAACAAGAGCAGUUAAUUGGGAUAUCUUCCGGGAUUGUUUCUACAGCUAAUUCAAGUAAUUCUUCAUCUUCAGCAGCAGCAUACUCUAGGAAAACAAGAAUGAGAUGGACUCCAGAUCUUCAUGAGAAGUUCAUCAACAGUGUCAAUCGCCUUGGUGGUGCUGAGAAGGCAACACCAAGGGCAAUACUGAAGCUAAUGGGAUCAAAUGGAUUGACAAUUCUCCAUGUUAAAAGUCAUUUGCAGCGCAGUAGCAUGCAAGUGAUCGAGAUUUUGCAUAAUCAGCAAGAUCUUCAGAGGCAUCUCCAUGAACAGUUAGAGAUUCAAAAGAAUCUACAGCAGUUGAUUGAGGAACAAGGAAGGCAGCUUAAGGCAAUGCUUGAACAACAAAAUCAAACAAGAUAAAAUUCCUGAAGGAAUCUCAGAACUUGAUUAUAUUACCAUUUAGAAUAGGAAACACAGCAGCUUGAUUGUCUAUUCUGUUGUUUAUUAUUAUACUUUUCUCGGCUUUUUGCUUAAGAUUGAUUAAGUAUAGUAUCUGUUUUUGUCAGUUUAACAUUUAAGAGUGGGUAUCGCUCACGUGUUGUGCUACGGGCCCCGGGGCACCCCACCAAUACAAGUUGAAGUUUUGU
This is a messenger RNA of Rubroshorea leprosula, 980 nucleotides long. Lineage: Eukaryota; Viridiplantae; Streptophyta; Magnoliopsida; Malvales; Dipterocarpaceae. The record is from the annotation of a GenBank genome assembly.